Messenger RNA from Dictyostelium discoideum AX4, 438 nucleotides. RefSeq lists its product as hypothetical. The record is from RefSeq and is a predicted model, not a curated record. The coding region runs from base 1 to 438 and encodes 145 amino acids. NCBI's taxonomy places the organism in Eukaryota, Evosea, Eumycetozoa, Dictyosteliales, Dictyosteliaceae. The transcript has 3 exons.
AUGGGGGCAUUUGAGGAAUACGUUGGUACAAAUGUUGGUCACUAUUCUAUUAUUAUAGAUAAAAAUGGUGAAUCUGAUGAUGAUGAUCACCCAGUAGGUUUAGAAAUUCAUUUGGCAAUGAAGGAUGCAAUGAAUUCUAUUGAAACUGGUUUCCAAGUAACUGAAAGAAAAUAUGCUGAAGGCGAUAACUGUGAUAGAGACAUGAAUAUCCGUAACCGUUUCCAUGAAUCAUUUUAUAUCUUCAUUAAAGAAAAAUGUGGUGGAGACAACGCAUGGGGUAGAAAGAAUAAAUGCCACAACUUUGCUAAAUACUGUUUGGAAGAAGAAUUACAUUUAAAAUGGCCGGAAACUGUUCAAUCACCAUGCGAUAAUUACCCAUUCUUAUUACAUAUAUUUAAAAUUCAAAAAUCUGCAUCUAUUCAAACUAACCAAUCAUAA